CUGUCUCUCUCUGUUUCCCUCCCGACCCUGCUCUCAUUCCUUCAGGUCCCUCCAGCCGCCUCCUUCAGCAGAAGCGGGGGAUCAUAGGCAGAGGAGAAGUGACGGGAGAGCAGCAUCAGCAUCUCCCUCACUGCGGGACGCAGGGAGACAGGAAAGAGAGGUGGAGGAAUUAAGUUAGUUGGAGAGACCAGGGAGAGAGAGUUGGAGCUGUUUAGGUGGCAGCUGGGAGACCAGGAGCUUCUUUUCCUCCUUCCUCUUUCUGGCUGUGAGCUCUCUCUGGCUCCCCUUUUCCUCCUUCUCCUCCUCUUCUUCGUCUCCUCUGCUCCUUCUUCUCACCCCGACUCUCCUCCCAGCUCCCGCCGUGGGGUCUCAGCUCUCCAUCUCCCUCCCCCCCUCCCUGACUCCCUACCUCCCCCGGGCGCUGCUUGGAGACUCCGGGCUGCUGCGCCGCCGGAGGAUGUCUCGGAGGGAGUCUCCGCCGCCGCCUCCACAGCUGCUGGGGGGUCAGGGGGGCGACUGCGAGGACCGUCCGGAGCGCACGGAGCCGCUGUCCGACUCGGAGCGGGAGAUCAUCCAGGACACGUGGGGGCACGUCUACAAAAACUGUGAGGAUGUGGGGGUUUCUGUGCUCAUCCGGUUUUUUGUCAACUUCCCGUCUGCAAAGCAGUAUUUCAGCCAGUUCCAAGACAUGGAGGACCCUGAGGAGAUGGAGCAGAGCAGCCAGCUGCGGCAGCAUGCCUGCAGGGUGAUGAACGCGCUCAACACUGUGGUGGAGAACCUCAACGACCCAGAGAAGGUUUCCUCGGUGCUGGCGCUGGUGGGAAAGGCCCAUGCUAUCAAACACAAAGUGGAACCCAUAUACUUUAAGAUCCUGAGCGGAGUGAUCCUGGAGGUGCUGUCUGAAGACUUCCCAGACUUCUUCACAGCGGAGGUGCAGUUGGUGUGGACCAAACUGAUGGGGGCGCUGUACUGGCAUGUGACGGGGGCCUACACCGAUGUGGGCUGGCUCCAGGUCUCCAGCUCGGCAGUGUGAGAAAUCAGGAAGAUGGUAGAAGUUUUUGUUGGAGAAAUAAAUAGCUGCAUGUGUGAAAGAUUGGGAGUUUGGUUUCACAGACAUGGAUCAGAUUAACGCAGUAAUCCGUGCAACAUCCUUCCACACUUUGGUUGCGUUUUGGUGCUGAGCUUUUCUUGCUACGCUGCAGAGGUCAGCUGGACACCAAGCGAUGUAACUAGACAUCACCUUAGCUUAUGUAAGUGGUGUUUUGGUACAUGCGUCUUAGCGGGGGGGAAAAAAGGCUGUUGUUUUUAGUACCUACCAUCCAGUUCUUCUACAGGUAACUCCUGUUGCUUCGGAUCAUAGAAACCAUGACUCUGUGUGUAGCAUGAGUGCUUUCUUAUUAACGAACUGCCACAUGUUUAGGCGCGCAACUCUGAAAGCUUUCCGAUUUCACUUAUUUCUGUGGUGGUCAGUCUUAGCUGUAUCUCAAGGUCUGUUAAGCUGUAGAUGAGAACACAUGUAGUUAAACAUGAAAACAGAUGUACAAACUCUUGUCUUUUCAAAUAUUGGUUCAGAUAUUUUAUUUUCUGGGAGACUUAUCUUCUCAAAGAAGGUUAUAAUUAAACGGUAAGAGUAUCUGAUGACA
Molecule: messenger RNA, 1643 nt
Organism: Poecilia latipinna (sailfin molly)
Lineage: Eukaryota; Metazoa; Chordata; Actinopteri; Cyprinodontiformes; Poeciliidae
Gene: cygb2
Product: cytoglobin 2
Exons: 3
Coding region: 458-1033 (191 amino acids)
Biological process (GO): oxygen transport
Molecular function (GO): heme binding; iron ion binding; oxidoreductase activity
Source: RefSeq, a predicted model, not a curated record